Molecule: messenger RNA, 762 nt
Organism: Alternaria postmessia
Lineage: Eukaryota; Fungi; Ascomycota; Dothideomycetes; Pleosporales; Pleosporaceae
Exons: 4
Coding region: 1-762 (253 amino acids)
Biological process (GO): ubiquitin-dependent protein catabolic process
Cellular component (GO): proteasome core complex, alpha-subunit complex; cytosol; nucleus
Source: RefSeq, a predicted model, not a curated record
AUGUCACGGAGAUACGAUUCCAGGACGACCAUCUUCUCUCCAGAGGGUCGCCUAUACCAAGUCGAAUACGCCCUCGAAGCCAUCUCGCACGCCGGAACAGCACUGGGUAUCUUGGCACAGGAUGGCAUCGUUCUCGCCGCAGAGAGGAAGGUUACCAGCAAGUUGCUCGAGCAAGACACAUCGGCCGAGAAACUGUACAUCUUGAACGAUAACAUGAUCUGCGCCGUAGCAGGAAUGACCGCUGAUGCCAACAUUCUCAUCAACUACGCCCGUCAAGCCGCCCAAAAGUACCUCCUCACCUACAACGAAGACAUUCCCUGCGAGCAGCUCGUCCGCCGUUUAUGCGAUCUCAAGCAAGGUUACACGCAGCACGGAGGUCUCCGACCGUUCGGUGUAUCCUUCAUCUACGCAGGAUGGGACCCACAGCGACAGUUCCAGCUGUACCAGAGUAACCCCAGUGGCAACUACGGUGGCUGGAAGGCAACCAGUGUCGGCGCGAACAACGCUUCUGCACAGAGUCUGCUGAAGCAGGACUACAAGGAGGAAUGCGAUUUGAAAGAGGCUUGCGGACUUGCAGUCAAGGUGCUCAGCAAGACCAUGGACUCAACUAAGCUGAGCAGCGAGAAGAUCGAGUUUGCGACUGUAGGAAAGACCAAGUCAGGCAAGAUCUACCAUCACCUGUGGAGUGCGGACGAGAUUGAUGCUCUGCUGAAGGAGCACGGCCUUGCCAAGGCUGAGGAUACAGAGAUGUCCGAGACAUGA